Molecule: messenger RNA, 3209 nt
Organism: Prunus mume (Japanese apricot)
Lineage: Eukaryota; Viridiplantae; Streptophyta; Magnoliopsida; Rosales; Rosaceae
Gene: CAC3
Product: acetyl Co-enzyme a carboxylase carboxyltransferase alpha subunit
Biological process (GO): fatty acid biosynthetic process
Cellular component (GO): acetyl-CoA carboxylase complex
Molecular function (GO): acetyl-CoA carboxylase activity; carboxyl- or carbamoyltransferase activity
Source: RefSeq, a predicted model, not a curated record
CUUGAAUUUCCACACAUUCAACGGCCAAACCGAAAAAUGCUGGCUAUUUAUUUAUAUAAAUUCUUCAUAUAUAAUAAAGGCUCAGCCAGGUCCCUCAUCUGAGUCAACUCAGUACUAACUCGUAAAGUCAUAAGAAGUAUCGCCCAACACUCACUCGCUCUUAAGAAAACCCCAAAACUGCGUCCCUCUCCUUGACGAUCUCCACGAAGCUCCAGCUGCAGCCAUUUCUCUCUGUCUCUCUCGCAUUGUCCGAUAAUAACACUCACAUCAUCUCUCUCCGCCUCCAUUCUCUAUCAAAGCGCCUCUCAGAUCCUUCUCUCUGCGUGAUCUCAGCUCCUCCUCUCUCCACUGCUUUCCGAUUCACAAGUUCUGGAGCUGUACUUGAGAAUUAGAGAUCUGAUUGGCGAGGCUAUUGUAUAAUUUGGAGAGGUUUGGAGAAUGGCUUCGAUAUCUCAUUCUUCAUUGGCGUUCACUGGAACAAGCUCUGCUUCCGAUAUUUUUCGGAGUUCCAGUAAUGGCGUCAGUGGAGUUCCUCUAAGAGCCCUAGGGAAGGUACGAUUGGGCAUGAGGAGGAACCUUGCCGUCGUCGCCAAGCUUAGGAAGGUGAAGAAGCACGAGUACCCUUGGCCUGAGGAUCCCGAUCCCAAUGUUAAAGGAGGAGUGCUCACUCAUCUCUCCCAUUUCAAGCCGCUGAAAGAAAAGCCCAAGCCGGUUACUUUGCCAUUUGAGAAGCCACUUGUUGAUAUCGAAAAGAAGAUCAUUGAUGUGCGGAAGAUGGCAAAUGAAACUGGGCUGGACUUCAGUGAUCAAAUUAUUUUGUUGGAGAAUAAAUACAACCAGGCUUUAAAGGAUUUAUAUACGAAUCUGACUCCUAUACAACGUGUGAAUAUUGCACGACAUCCUAACAGGCCAACUUUCCUUGAUCAUGUCUUCAACAUUACUGAUAAGUUUGUAGAGCUUCAUGGAGACCGGGCAGGGUAUGAUGAUCCUGCUAUUGUCACUGGUAUAGGAACUAUAGAUGGUAGAAGAUAUAUGUUCAUGGGUCACCAGAAAGGUAGAAAUACAAAGGAGAACAUUCAGCGUAAUUUUGGGAUGCCUACUCCCCAUGGUUAUCGGAAGGCUAUGCGCAUGAUGUACUAUGCAGAUCACCAUGGGUUCCCCAUUGUUACUUUCAUUGAUACCCCGGGUGCAUACGCAGACCUUAAAUCAGAGGAACUGGGCCAAGGUGAAGCCAUAGCUCACAACUUGCGGACUAUGUUCGGCCUGAAGGUACCAAUUGUCUCUAUUGUCAUUGGGGAAGGUGGCUCUGGUGGUGCCCUUGCCAUUGGCUGUGCUAAUAAGUUAUUAAUGCUUGAAAAUGCAGUUUUCUAUGUUGCCAGUCCAGAAGCAUGUGCAGCAAUCUUGUGGAAGAGUGCCAAAGCUUCUCCAAAGGCAGCUGAAAAGCUGAAGAUUACUGCAACUGAGUUGUGCAAGCUGCAAAUUGCAGAUGGCAUCAUCCCUGAGCCGCUUGGUGGCGCACAUGCAGAUCCCUCAUGGACCUCUCAACAGAUAAAAAAUGCAAUUAACAAAGAAAUGGAUGAGCUUCACAAGUUGGACACAGAAGCACUGUUAAAGCAUCGCAUGAUGAAGUUCCGGAACAUUGGUGGGUUUCAAGAAGGAAUUCCUAUAGAUCCAAAGAAGAAAAAGAACAUGAAGAAGAAAGAUGAGCCCAUUAAUGUAAAGACUCCAGUUUUGGAUUUGGAGGGUGAGGUUGAAAAGGUGAAACAACAAAUUUUGAAAGCCAAAGAAUCCUCUAAUGAACCUCCAAUGUUGCCUCUGACUGAGACGAUAGAAAAACUGAGAAAGGAAGUGGAUACUGAAUUUUCAGAGGCGGUUAAAGCCCUGGGCUUGAAAGACAGGUUUGCGACAUUGCGUGAGGAAUUUUCAAAAGUAAAUGCACAGAACCAACUCUUGCAUCCAGCUCUAAAAGAAAAGCUUGAAAAACUCAGGGAGGAAUUUAACCAGGGGUUGUCGUCAGCUCCUAAUUAUGAAGACCUAAAAUAUAAACUUGACAUGUUGAAGGAAUUAUCAAAAGCAUAUGACCUUGCAGAGAAGAACAAGAAGGCUGCAAAACUGAAGCAGGAAGUUAACAAGAAAUUCAGUGAGAUCAUGGAUCGCGAAGAUGUUAAGGAGAAAGUUGAGGCACUUAAGGCUGAGGUUGAAAAUUCUGGGGUGUCUAACUUUAAUGAUUUGGAUGAUAACCUGAAGGGGAAAAUUGUGGAAUUAAGGAAAGAAUUAGAGUUUGAAUUUAUUGAUGUUCUCAAGUCCUUGGGUUUGGAUGUUGAGUUAAAAUCAAAGCCAGUUGAGCAGACUUUGCCGUCAGAAGUUAAAACCAAGAUAGAAGAAUUGAACGAAGAAAUUAAUGACAGGAUUGAAAAUGUUAUCAAUUCAUCCGACCUGAAGGACAAGAUUGAGCUGCUGAAGUUGGAGGUUGCUAAGGCAGGGAAGACACCUGAUAUAGCAGCCAAAAACAAAAUUGUGGCCUUGGAGCAACAAAUCAGACAAAGCAUAGCAGCAGCUGUGGAAUCUUCAAAUCUAAAAGAGAAGCAUGAGAAGCUGAAGGCCGAGGUUUCCAAGACCAUUGAAUCUUCUGGAGGAUUGGAUGGAAGUUUGAAGACGGAAAAUCCAAAUGAAGAUUCUUUCUCUUUUGAUGAGUCUAGAGUAGUGGGUGCAAAUCGCACCUUCGGUUAAUUACCUCUUUUACUCUGCCUUUUGCGGAUAUGGUGCUGGAGAGAUGAUUGUUCAAAACAGAUAGAAGUGAUUUCAAAAAAUGGACAAAUAGGGAAACCAAAAGCUGUUGCUACUGCCUGUUAGCAUCCUUUGACAUCUUGCGGUAGCGUACAAGUUUUGCAUCUACGAAGAACAAGGAGGAGAUACAUUUUAGCUCCAUCAUUUACUGCUUGAACUUUUUAAUAUAUCUAGGUAUCUAUAAUUUAUUUGAUUUUACUUUUUUUCUUGGUUGAGUGCAUUUCUCUUUUUAUAUAUAUACUCCCAACAAUUUCAGUUGCUCUUUUUAUAGAUUCGGAUCACUUUGUAUAGCUUGUGUGGGGAUGCAAAUAAAUUGUUUUCAAUACUUAUUUCCUCUUAACCCCCAUUGUUUUAUCAUUAAGGCAAUACGAUGAGUUGCAAACGCCUCAGUCAGUACUGAUCAGAAUAUUUGGCCCCUUUUU